This is a messenger RNA of Lytechinus variegatus (green sea urchin), 1673 nucleotides long. RefSeq lists its product as uncharacterized. Bases 12 to 1673 code for a protein of 553 amino acids. Gene Ontology annotation, biological process: positive regulation of DNA-templated transcription. Gene Ontology annotation, molecular function: ubiquitin-protein transferase activity; zinc ion binding. The record is from RefSeq and is a predicted model, not a curated record. The transcript has a single exon. Gene Ontology annotation, cellular component: nucleoplasm; chromatin. NCBI's taxonomy places the organism in Eukaryota, Metazoa, Echinodermata, Echinoidea, Temnopleuroida, Toxopneustidae.
AUGUCCUCGUCAUGGCGUCUAAGUUCCCAACAAAUGAGGAAGGAAAUGCCAAGCUUCGUACAAGAAAAGGUCAUGACAUGACAUGGUCAUGUGACAAGCAUGGUGAGCCAAUCACAUUUUACUGUAAACAACACAAAAUUCCUAUAUGUCAUAAAUGUGCGACCAAAGAUCACCAGAAACCAUGUCAGCUAGGCGACAUCGAGGAUGUCAUCUUUGAAAGGCGGAAAAAUUUGAAAGAGAGAGAGCCCUUGAUGGAGGAAACAAAACUUCUACAUCAGAAGGUCGAAUCUAAAAUAAAUGCCGUUUCUUCUUCUUCAAUUAAGCAUCUUCAGACAAUCAACAAAAAACUACAAAAGACAUUCAGAGACAAGUUAAAGGAUGUGAAAGAAAGAGAAGUAAACAUGAUUAAGGUGAUUAACGAGGAGGCAGAUGAGGAAAUAAGGAAAAUAAAUGAGAAGAGAGAAAAACGCAUCAAGGAUUGCAACAUCGAUAGCGAAAAGAAACUAAUUAACAUAAAAAACCUAGAAACAAAACUUUUUUCAGAUACAAAGACAAUCAGUGACGUCGUUAAUAAGAAGAUUAACGAGCUUACUAAUAAGAAUAGGCAUGCGCUUAACAUUAUGAAGAAUAUUGAAUCAACCAUUACACGUAUAAACCAACAUGAUGAAACAUUGGUGAAUGAAGCUCCUCAAGUACUUGCAUCUAUCGAUGAAACUUUACGUUUGAACGUUCAUCAAGAUGUUAGCGUCUCUCUUGACCGAAUUCAGAGUGAAACUGAGAGAGUGAAAUCUGUAGAGGAGGAAGUAGAUGGAGAAUACUUUGGUAGAAUUGAUGGGUAUAUCGGUAGAUGGGAACUUGUCAAGUCAGUCCACAUUCCACCGGUUGUUGAACCGUGGGUACGUGGUUUGAUCAGUGACGAUGAGAUAUGUGUGGCAGACGAAAAGAACAACGACAUGUAUGUGACAAACAUCAACACUCAACACACACAGAAAGUAAUUGAUGGAGUUAGUAACAUGUACUUUACGUCAUGUGCCCCCAUAAACAGUAACGUAAUAGUAUGUGGAAAGUGGAGAUGUGAUUGGAAGUGUGACAUGUUGGAUGGAUGUAUCACUCUCUAUGACAGACAAUGGAAGGUGAUUAGAGACAUCAGCAUACCAAGGAAUGGAGGCGGUAAUAGUGUGUAUGUUGAUGUCGACAGGGAUGGGAUGAUCCUCGCUGCUCAGACCUGCCAGUCCAAUAUCUACCUCACAAACCCUGAUAAUGGUAAGAUUGUAAACACUAUUACGAUGCAUGGAAAGAAAGUAUGGGGUGAGAUACGAGCUUUGUCAUCAGGUGACCUCGUUGUGCAGACAACACGUAAAGAAUUCACUGUCAUCCCACGAUCAGGAGGAGAGAAGGCUGUGAUACAUUGUUCUAAGUGGGACUCGUCGUCACAGUGUCACGUUGACAAAUUGACAGACGCACUCUACAUCACGCACUGGGAUGGGCCACGUAAAAACUAUGCAGUUGAUCAGGUGUCACGUGAUGGUAUCAUCCACGUAAGGAGGAUCGUGGAAUACGCGAGAUCAGAUCGCUCUCCCUGGCUCAGCUCUUGUCUUGCUACUCCUUCUGGUAACCUUGUUGGCUGCGAUGGAGACAAGCUCCUUCUUUACAAGAAAGCAUUUGUCUUGUAA